AUGGGGGUUUGGGCGAGCGAAAAUUCCGCUCUACAGAACACGAAGGCUGUCAUACUCCGGAGAGGUAGAGGCGGGAUUGCGAUUGUAAUUUUGAUCUCUGUCUUCUUUAUUCUAGCGCUCUUUUCGUUCCCUUCAUCUUCUAUCCCUUAUGAUGUCUCGCGAUCAGCGAGGUCGAACUUCAACAUCCAUGCCUUCAAGGACAACCUGAAUCAUAUACGAAACAGUACACUAGGUUUUCAAAAGAUUUUCGGCAUUAAUCUUCCUGAGCGCUCCGACAAACGAGAUGCUACACUGCUCCAAGGAAAGGUAACCAACUUCACAAUAGAUUGGGUAGAUGGAGUGGUUGGCUCUGAGGUCUCGCCCAAAGCCUUACCUUACGGUUUAACCUCUAGUCAGACAUUUGAGCGCAAGCCAGGUUCUGUUGGCUGUUGGAGAGCACACCUGAAUAUCUAUACAAGGAUGAUCGAACAGGGUAUUCAGACCGCUCUCAUCCUUGAGGACGACGCGGACUGGGAUAUCGGCCUGAAAUCCCAGUUGGUGGAGUUCGCACGCGGCUCUAGGUGGCUUCUCGAUUCCGACAAUAAGGCGAAAGGUUCACCAUAUGGCGAUAACUGGGACAUACUGUGGUUUGGUCACUGCCACUCCGAGGCUAGGCGAUCCGACAAUCGGCGCUGGGUUAUUCCCCACGAUCCAACUGUUCCUCCACGAAGUGUACGCACAAGUUUUCAACAACCGGAUAUGUCUCCGUGGGAACAAGGCGACAGUCCAGACCUGCAGACUCGGAUCGUUCACCGCAUGCAUUGGGGGUAUUGUACAGCUGGGUACGCUAUAUCUCUCCGUGGGGCUGAGCGGAUGGUUUAUGCGGCGAGCCUUGUCCCUAACAACAAGUCCAUCGACAUGAACAUGGGCGACAUGUGCGCGGAGUUUGUCUUUCCGGAUUUUACCUGUAUCGCUCCUUUUCCCCGGCUCAUCGGCGUGGCUAGAGCUGCAGGUAGCACCGUGAAAAACAGCGAUAUUGCGGACAUUGACCCGGACAAGGCACAGGUGAACGAGAAGGAUCGCACCGAGAAUCUUAUGUUCUCCGUCCGCCACAAUAUCAGAAGGAUCCUUAACGGCGAGACUACCUUCCAUAGUUUCUUUUCGAAUCCGUCAGGCGAUCUACUCACGCUCGGGGAGAUUACCAGAGCGAGGGGCCACCCAGAGACCCUCAAGCCACGGCCCAAGAAAGCAAUGGAGGAGCAGAAGGAGCAUGGAGAGAAACGAAGACAUCUGAAAUAUCUGUGGCGUCGCUGAGGCUGAAUGGCUGCAUGCUCGAAUGGAG
Molecule: messenger RNA, 1321 nt
Organism: Exophiala xenobiotica
Lineage: Eukaryota; Fungi; Ascomycota; Eurotiomycetes; Chaetothyriales; Herpotrichiellaceae
Exons: 4
Coding region: 1-1293 (430 amino acids)
Source: RefSeq, a predicted model, not a curated record